UGUAUAUAUGGAUGAAUCCUGCACCUACAGACUCAACAGAUCACAGUGUAAAACUGACCUGCGAUUCUUUUUGCACCUCUAAAUAUUGGUAUUAUAACUACUGGAAGAAGAAUGGACAGUAUUUCACACAUACAUUGUCCAGGGACAUUACGGUGUCAUUUGAAGAUUUUGGCAGUUAUUCCUGUUAUCAAGACUCUAAAAAUCCCUCCUCGUCUGUGUGUGUUUCUAAGAGUGGCUGUUGGGAUGUGUCUUAUACCUCUAGAAGAGUCUGUGCUUUGGUCAACUCAACAGUAGACAUUUCCUGCACAUACUCACAUCCCGCUGAUAAUACGAUUAAUAAAACAUUCUGGCAUUAUGGUCAGGUUGGAGACUUCAGGGAUCUGCGUGAGGAGCAUCAGUUUGCUGGUCGUGUGGAGUUUGUGGAAAACAAACUGAGAAUCAAAGAGCUCAAGAUCAGCGACUCUGGAGAAUAUCGAUUCAGGAUCAUCACAGACAAAACAGGAGGAACAUAUUCUGGUUCACCUGGAGUCAUUCUCACUGUUACAGAUACGCAGGUGAUAAGCAGACCACACACUGUAUCAAAGGGAGAAAAGGUGAUAUUAAGCUGUUCAACUAAAUGCACUCUGAGUAACAAACACACUUACAUCUGGUACAAGAACGGACGGCAGGUAACGGACGGAUUCACUAAAGACAACAAGCUGUACCUGGACUCAGCAAUGGUCAGCAAUGAAGAGCUUCAAGAGUUCUCCUGUGCUGUAGGAGGCCUAAAGAAAAGCACAGCACUGCGAAACACUGCAGUCAUACUGUGUGUGUUUUUGAGUUUUGCGCUCAUUGGAGUCCUGUGGAUCAGAUGGAGAAGAUGUACAUUGUUUAAACCCCACAGAGCUGAAAAAGAAGAGGUGCAGUCUGACACAGUGAACAUUAACACAUCCAGUGACAUCAGACCGAAAGCAGAUGCUGACAAUCCAGAUGUUCACUAUUCCAGCAUUAGGUUUAUCACAAAACCCACAUCUUCAAACCCUACAGCUGAACAUCCAGCAGACAGCCCAGAAACAGACAGUGUUCACUAUACCACAGUUAUGUUCAAAUGACACGCUGUUGCCCUCUUGUGAGCCAAUCAUGAUACUGUAUUUUGUAGAUAGAAAUUGUAUAAAUAACCACAGUUCCUAAUAAUCGAUUUCUGCAUUGUGUAUUCUCAUGUACUGAAUAACUAUAACUGUAUUAUAGAGUAGUUACAACACAAAUAAACAUUUCAUGUCCAUUAGUUUAUUUUUUAGGGCAAGUUGUCAUGUAGUAUGUGGGAUAAUGUAUAGUGAUAUUCAGAUUUAGUUGCAUAGAAAAAGUUUAAGUAUUGUGUUUUCAAGUUACAUUUAACAUAGUUCUUAAUUAUGAAUGUAAAAACCACAAUGUAAAACCCCAACCUACAGGUAUGAAAGCAAAACAUGAUUCUCUAAUUGUUUGUUCACUUAAGUCCAUUAAUAUGCAUUUAAGAAAAAAAGUUUACAUUAUAAAAUUUAUUUUUAGCAAGCUGUUAAUUUUUUAAGUGUUUGCUUUUUAACAUAUUGUAUACUUACUCUAGGUAUCCAAGUAAAAAUUAGGCCCUUGAAAGAUGCAGCCUCUAAAUAUUAUAGAUUUAACAUUAAGGAUAUGAAUUUGCAACAUAUUUUUUUGUCAUGUCCAACUAAUAGUUUUUUGUUUGGUUGUUUUGACUGAUGUAGUCAUGGUGUUUUACUUGAUUUGGGUUAUGCAGCUAUGCAUCUACGUAUGCUACUGGUAAUCUGCUUGUGAUAAAACAAAAUAAAAGCAGUAAACGUUGUAAUAUUAAUUCAGUUUAAAUGAUUUAUAUGUGAAUAUUUAUUAAAAUAUAAUGAAUUCCAUUGAUUAAAGGUAUAAAUUUCAGCAGACAUUACUCCAGUCAUCAGUGUCACAUGAUUCUAAGCACUAAAGUCAGGUUAACCUGAAUUGCAAUGUUAGACCAAUGAGCUGGUGGAAGUAUAAACGCAACUGGCUGAUUCUACUUAGUUAAUCAUACAUUUUGAGAUUUGUAUUAUGCCAGCAAAAGCUUGACUGACAUAGUGUUUUUGCAGAACUACUGAUUAUGAAAACUCUUGUCACAGCCUUGACUAUUGCCCUUGUGGGUAAGUUGAACUACUAGAAUUUAAAAUGUCUUACUUUAUACAAAGUUACCAAUGUAAUUUCUUUAAUUAUGAUUAUUUAUAUUAUUAUUAAAGCUUUCUUUGAUAUUUCAACAAGUCAGCAGAUGCAUCUUGGUAAGCAGUCUUGACCAUCAUCAUUUACAAUGAAGAAAUAAUACUUAAACAUUUAUAAAAUUGUUUUGCACAUUUAGUUCCUCAUUUGGCAGGGCC
Danio rerio (zebrafish) is the source of this 2366-nucleotide messenger RNA. The record is from RefSeq and is a predicted model, not a curated record. Lineage: Eukaryota; Metazoa; Chordata; Actinopteri; Cypriniformes; Danionidae.